GAGUGGUGGAAGAGAGAGUAGAUGAGUACAAGGGUUCCUGCAACCCGCACGCGGGUGGGGAAAUACGAGAUCGGUAAAACGAUUGGGGAAGGCAGCUUUGCAAAGGUGAAGUAUGCCAAAAACAUUGAGACCGGCGACAGCGUAGCCAUCAAAGUCCUCGACAAGGAUCAUGUACUCCGUCACAAGAUGGUGGAACAGAUAAAAAGAGAAAUUGCAACCAUGAAGCUUGUCAAACACCCAAACGUUAUCCAGAUCCACGAGGUGAUGGCGAGUAAGACAAAGAUAUAUAUUGUGCUUGAAUUUGUUAAUGGAGGAGAGCUUUUUGACAAAAUAGUCAAACAUGGGAGACUUAAAGAAGAUGAAGCUAGGAGAUAUUUCCAGCAGCUAAUUAAUGCUGUGGAUUACUGUCAUAGUAGAGGCGUGUACCAUAGAGAUUUGAAGCCUGAAAAUUUGCUACUUGAUUCGUGUGGUAUUCUUAAAGUUUCAGACUUUGGAUUGAGUACAUUUUCACAAGAAGUAAGGGAUGAUGGUUUGCUACAUACUGCAUGUGGGACGCCAAAUUAUGUUGCUCCUGAGGUGCUCAAUGAUAAGGGUUAUGAUGGUACAGCAGCUGAUAUAUGGUCUUGCGGGGUCAUUCUGUUUGUUCUUAUGGCUGGGUACUUGCCUUUUGAUGAGUCAAACCUCAUGGCUUUAUAUAGAAAAAUAUACAAGGCUGAUUUCACAUUCCCUUCAUGGUUUUCAUCUGGUGCCAAAAAAUUGAUAAAGUGUAUUCUUGACCCAAAUCCUGUCACCCGGAUAACAAUUCCCGAAAUCUUGGAAAAUGAAUGGUUCAAGAAAGGGUACAAGCCACCAGACUUUGAACAUGGCGAAGAUAUCAGCCUUGAUGAUGUUGAUGCUGUUUUUAAUGACUCACAGGAACACCUUGUAACUGAAAAGAAAGAGAAACCUGUAUCAAUGAAUGCAUUUGAGCUUAUUUCUAGGUCACAAAGCUUCAAUCUCGAAAAUUUGUUUGAGAAGCAGAUGGGUCUUGUGAAGCGAGAGACACGCUUUACCUCUCAGCACCCUGCACAUGAGAUUAUGUCUAAGAUUGAGGAAACUGCAAAGCCUCUUGGUUUUAAUGUGUGCAAGCAAAACUACAAGAUGAAGUUGCGAGGUGACAAAACUGGAAGGAAGGGCCACCUCUCAGUAGCUACAGAGGUUUUUGAAGUGGCUCCUACUCUGCAUAUGGUAGAGCUCCGGAAGACUGGAGGUGAUACAUUGGAGUUUCACAAUUUCUACAAAAGCUUCUCGUCUGGAUUGAAAGAUAUAGUCUGGAAAUCUGAAGCAAACACAGAAGAGACACGGUCAUAGCCAAGAACCUUCCUCUACAAGGAAGAUAUUUUUUGGUUGAACUUGUUUGUUCUUGGUCUUCUCUUUAUUAAUAUGUACAACUUGUAUGAUGUAUGGAGGACCAUGAAAGACAUUUGAUGGAUGAACUGGAUCUUCUCAAGCAUGAAGGUCUGUGUAAAUGGUGGGCUACAGAGCUGUCACUUUAA
This is a messenger RNA of Telopea speciosissima, 1535 nucleotides long. RefSeq names its product CBL-interacting serine/threonine-protein kinase 9-like. Gene Ontology annotation, molecular function: ATP binding; protein kinase activity. The transcript has 15 exons. Lineage: Eukaryota; Viridiplantae; Streptophyta; Magnoliopsida; Proteales; Proteaceae. The record is from RefSeq and is a predicted model, not a curated record. Bases 22 to 1350 code for a protein of 442 amino acids. Gene Ontology annotation, biological process: protein phosphorylation; signal transduction.